Acipenser ruthenus (sterlet) is the source of this 5858-nucleotide messenger RNA. Its product is annotated as ral guanine nucleotide dissociation stimulator-like 2. The transcript has 20 exons. Gene Ontology annotation, cellular component: plasma membrane. Bases 1996 to 4392 code for a protein of 798 amino acids. Gene Ontology annotation, molecular function: guanyl-nucleotide exchange factor activity. The record is from RefSeq and is a predicted model, not a curated record. Gene Ontology annotation, biological process: Ras protein signal transduction; positive regulation of GTPase activity. NCBI's taxonomy places the organism in Eukaryota, Metazoa, Chordata, Actinopteri, Acipenseriformes, Acipenseridae.
GCCGGGUCUGACAAGGUGCUGUGUGUGUGUGUGUGUGUGCGUGUGUGUGUCAGUGUGAGUGACGUCGCGUCACUGCUGUAUUCUGAUGACAGCGAGUCUGCGGACAGACGCACAGUACAGUAGCGCACGACUGUACUACCGGAGUCUGUCUGGGUAGCCUGCCUGCUAUCGACCGAGGAAAGGACGUCUUGUGAAAAGGGAUUCAAACAAAUACUUAAACACUAAAGAUCACAGGAAGGAAGGGGAACCCGGAUCUGCGCAUGUGUAGUUCUAAAGAAGCUGCAUAAUGUAUGAUUUGGUUUUCGUUUAAGAAGCGCAUGAAGGUUGAAGUAAGACCCCUGCAUGCAGAGACGGGAGUAUUGCAGCGCAUGGAUCUGGUUUUAUUUCAAACACACAGAGACUCGCACGGCAGCUAAACGGAAUACGGGUCUGUCCUCACCAUUACUGGAAGAGGAAUACAAUUGGAUCAAGUCUGUCUGUCUGCCUGUCUGUCACUCCACUGAACUGGAGACUCACUGAUCAAAAGCAGGGAGGCUGCAUGGAACUCUGAGGGGUACAGACCUCACAGCACCCCGUGGAACUCUGAGGGGUACAGACCUCACAGCACCCCGUCUUCACAAGAACUUGAACAGACAUGGAUUGGACUUACAAGCUAGACAUGAUCGGAUUGGACAUCUAACCCAUGAUUAAAAAGAGGUGGAGAGGGAGCGAGGGAUGGAGAAAGAGGGGAAUGGAGAGAUACUGGUGUGGUCUGUCUGUCUGUCUGUCUGUCUGUCUGUCUGUCUGUCUGUGUGAUGCUACUUAUUUAAUCUGCACCUGAGUUUCAAAGACACACCUAUAUAUAUUAAAGCUUGUCUGUCCGUCUGUCUGUCUGUCUGAAAACAGGAGUGUCAAUUUAAACACCCUUAAAGAGGCUGUCUUGCUUAGUGUGAGUGAGUGUGUGAGAGAGUGAGUCACUGUGUGUGAGUUUGUGAGAGAGUGAGUCACUGUGUGUGAGUGUGAGUGUGUGAGAGAGUGAGUCGCUGUGUGUGAGUGUGUGAGAGUGAGUCGCUGUGUGUGAGUGUGUGAGAGAGUGAGUCGCUGUGUGUGAGUGUGUGAGAGAGUGAGUCGCUGUGUGUGAGUGUGUGAGAGUGAGUCGCUGUGUGUGUGAGUGAGUGUGUGAGAGUGAGUCGCUGUGUGUGAGUGUGAGUGAGUGUGUGAGAGAGUGAGUCGCUGUGUGUGAGUGUGAGUGAGUGUUUGAAUGGUAGAGUGACCAUCACUGUGUUGUUGCAGUUCAGGGUGAUGCCAGACGCUGUUUGGUGAAACGUUUAUUGGAUUGAAUUAGUUUGACUGAAUACUUCCAUUCCUGUUACUCCUGGUACCCCAGGAGUAAAAGUUAUUAACAGUGGAACUCAUGUGGCUUCAUUGAAGGGAAUCCAAGUGGAAUAGUUUCUAGUGGUUUGUAUACAUAUGAAGUGAGCCAAUUUGUAUAUAUAUAUACAUAUAAAUAUAGUUAUUAUUGAAAACUCCAAUGCUUUUUUGAUUUUAGUCAAUAAUUCUGAUAUUCUUUCCACAUAACGUCUGUUUAUUGAAAGUCGUUGAUAUUUAUGAACAGUAACACUGGAGGAUUUAACAGCUUGGUUUGAUAGAUGAGUUCCUGGGUUCAUUUAUUUUACUAAUAUAAGCACCAAAGUUGUGAAAAUACAUCUGCUUUCUAUUUUUUAUAAUUACAUAUUUAAAUUAUUUUAUUUAAUAAAACGUAGAAUAGUUGUUCUCUUAUAGAAACUUUACUUUGGUUUUCUAUUUUUUUUUUUUUUUGAUUUUUCAGUUUGUGAAUGAAUUUAUUCAGUGCAAGCAAUAGUCCAUGACUGUGAUUGUACUAAUUGAUUGAUUGUGCCUGUCUGUGUCUUUGUGUCUGAGUCUGUGUGUGUGUGUGUGUGUGUGUGUGUGUGUGUUUGGGUCUCUCCAUCUCUCUGCCCCCCCCCCCCACGUUUCUAUGAAUGGUUGGUUUGGACCAUGCUCCCCCGUGGAAUUUAUUAUAGUGGUUUGGACCUGCCUGGGGGGGAGGAGCCUAGUGUGACCCUGAGCAGCUUCCGACCCCGCGACCCAGACGACAAAACCACAGCCUCCCAGAAUGAUGACAUCACCGCCUCACACUCAUCCCAGCAUGCAGCAUCGCCGCAGGUUGGACUGGGACUCGGCUCAGGACUAAUGAAGACGAAAUGGUAUUGCACACUGGAAACGCCGCCCCCCGCUCCUGUCGUGGAGGAGUGUGAGGAGGAGGGCGCUCUCUACACCGUCACACGCAGGCAGCAGCCGUCCCAGCACAGCGCCACCAGGGGGCAGCCAUGGCACGGGGACGGUGUUGGACACAGCGAGACAUGUCUGGUGCGCUCCAUCAAGGCGGGGACAGUGGAGAGACUCGUCCUUCACCUGCUGGACUGCUUCCGUCUUGGGGACUCGUCCUACGUGUCCGUCUUCCUGUCCACCUACAGGACGUUCAGCUCGCCGGAACAGGCUCUGAGGAUCCUGCUGGACAGGUUAGAGUUCCCCCCUGUGGGCUCAGCUGGUAGUGCAGAGAGGAGCGCUCGAGAGAGACUGGAGUUCAACAACACUGUGUCGUCGGUGUUCUCGACCUGGCUCGAGGGGUACCCCGAGGAUUUCCGUGCCCUGGGGGACCCCUCCCUGCUCGAGCGCUUGGUGGAGGUGCUGAGAACCAAGCUGCCGGGGUCAGAAGUCAAGGGGCGUGCCCACAUGCUGCUCAGAGAGGUCAGGGAGGAGCAGCAAACACAUGAGAGGAGAGUCAGUGACUCAGACUCGGCUCUCUCCUCUCCGAUGGAUCUCUCAGACUCUGAUCCCUGCAGAAUCGAGCCGACUGAUGUGCUGGGCUUCCCAGCGAGCGUCAUAGCAGAACAGCUGAGCAGCAUCGAGACUGCCCUGUUCCUCAGGGUGGUUCCCUAUCACUGCCUGGGCUCCCUCUGGUCUCAGAGGGAUAAGAAGGGGAAGGAGCAGCUCUGCCCCUCGGUGCGAGCCACGGUGCGGCAGUUCAACCAGCUGACCAGCGCGGUCAUGACCUCCUGCCUCGGAAACACCUCCCUGCGCAGCCAGCAGAGAGCCCGGCUGAUCGAGAAGUGGAUCAGAGCUGCCGAGGAGUGCCGCACUCGUAAGAACUUCUCCAGUCUCUACGCGAUUAUCUCGGCUCUGCAGUCCAACGGGGUGCACCGCCUGAAGAGGACCUGGGAGGAGACAUCGAGGGAUGCAGUGCGGAGCUAUGAGGAGCUGUCUGAGAUUUUCUCUGAGGAGGAUAACUACUCACACAGCCGCGAGCUGCUCAAAGAGGAGGGGACCUCCAAAUUUGCCAAUGUGGGAAAGAAACAUCCCGGGGUCCCAGUUCACGGGACGGUCCCCUAUCUCGGCACCUUCCUGACUGACCUGGUCAUGCUGGACACGGCAGUGAAGGAUCAUCUGGAGAACGGCUACAUCAACUUCGACAAGCGCAGAAAGGAGUUUGAGAUCAUCGCUCAGAUCCGCCUGCUUCAGUCAUCCUGCAAAAACAGCACCUUCCAGACUGAUGAGAGCUUCAUGCACUGGUACAGCAGCCUGCCCAGACUGAGUGAGGCAGAGAGCUACCGGCUCUCCUGUGAAAUCGAGCCUCCUGGGGAACUAACCACUCCCACCAGGACUGUGAAACCAACCGUGAUCAUCACACACUGCACUGACCUCCUCUCCUCCAUCGCUAGUCCGGCUGGGGCAGGAGGGUUCAAGGCCUGGGACAAGCUGGGGUCCCCGCAGGGCGCAGGUGAAGGGUGGUCCGAGUAUCUCGAGGGAUCGGACAGCCAGCUGAAGCCAGUUAACCCCUUGCUGUCCAGAAUCACCAAGCACAUGAAAUCUCCCUCAGUUUCCUGUCUUGAUGCUGUAGCCAACGCCCCUGGUUCUAACCACACCCCCUCAUCCCCACCCUCUACUCUGACUCCUCCUCUGGGCUUUGUGAAGUCACACCGUCGCUCCGCCUCCUGUGGCUCGGCCCCGCCUCCUGGCGCUGUGAAAGCAGAGUCAGACAUGCGCAUCAUCAGAGUGGAGAUGGGCCUGGAGGAUGGGAACAUGUACCGGAGCAUACUGGUCUCCAGUAAUGACAAGGCCCCCACAGUGAUCAGUAAAGCCUUGGAGAAGCACAACCAGGAUCCCAGUAAAGCAUCCCAGUAUGAACUAGUCCAGAUGCUGCCCGAGGGGAAAGAAUUGACGAUACCCAGUACAGGAAAUGUUUUCUAUGCGAUGACAUCAUCAAGCGUGGACUUCCUGUUGCGCAAGAAGGGCAUGGCCUCGCCCCAGGUUCGACCAGUGAGCUCGGACCUGAGUGCCACCUUCCCGCGAAUCAAAUCCAAGGGGCUGAAAAUCGCGCGUGCAUUCUUCUGACCUCACUUCCUGUCUGCUGAGCCAUCAUCGCAGGCGUGUAAUCUGUGAACUCUGACCUCCAGUCCGUAUUGACAGUACCUGACUGACCCAGCAAGCGGAGGAGGAGGAGGAGGAGGAGGAGGAGGAGGAGGAGGAGGAGGAGGAGGAGAAGAAUAAGAAGCAGUGCUGACCAGGCCUGACCCUGAGACUGCUGCUGAACUUCAUGAGAUCAGAGCCAAUCACAAUCCAAGAAACUGAGACACAAUGAGACACAGACUGAGAAACACACAGAGACACACACACUGAGAAACACACAGAGACACACACACUGAGAAACAUACUGAGACACACAGAUACAAACGAGACACACACAUACACACAAAUGCACAGACACACACACACACAGAUACACACACAACCACUGAAACACACACUGGUACAUGGACACACAGAUGCACACACAACCACUGAAACACACACUGACACACAGACACAAAUACACACACAGAGACACACACUGACACACAGAUUCUUACAGACACACACACACACUUUGCAAUAACGAGCGGUUGAGUCUUGCCGCUCUCUCUCUAUGCAAUCGGAGUGACUCUGGGUCAGAACCCCGCUGGACAGGCCCGCAGGGACAGAGGCUUCUAGUCUGCAGUAGUUAGCUGGACUCUGCAGUUUGUUAAGAGGAGUCGAUGCCCUUGGCUCUGGCACUCACAGUGAUGAGCCGCAUCGAGGCACUUUGAACGUCACACACUAAAACUAAACAAAGAACUUUAUAUGAGAAUGCUUGAGGACUGUGUGUUUAUUAAUAAUGACCAUGUUUGCUUCUGUUUAUCAAAUAAUGUGCAAUGCAGGCAGACAGACUGGUGCACUACACUGUCACAAUGUCUGUAUAUUACUGAGGGGCAAUGGUAGUGCAGGGCAGCUACAAUGGCAUGAGUCCUACAGUACCUUAACUUCACCCUUCCCAAAUGAUCUUCAAAGGUAAUGCAGACAGUGGCACUACAGUGGCAAUAACGGUUCUGUGUUAUACAAAGGGGCAAUGGCAGCACAAGUAUAGGGCAGCUACAAUGGGGUGAGGCUGGUAGAAUGGGAUCGCAGUGUUCCAGCUGUUGUAGAAUUCAGAAAGUUAAAGUUUGUUGUCUGACUUCUGUUUAUACAUCCAUGAGUAGAAAUAAUUGUGAUUCCGAACUCUGUUGCAGAUUUCAACAAAGAUAUUUUAUUAGAUAGAGUAGUGCAGCUGGGGGUGCUCUCGUUUCCUUAAGUGAACAUCAAAGCCUCCACAGGAAACCAGAAUGUAAGGAAGGAAUUGUAAUUCUUUUGAAGGUUUUAGCCCCAGAAUGUUAUCUCUGAGAAAACACGGGAUCUCCUUUAAAUUGCCAUAUGAUGCAUUUUAAAGCUUUCCCCUUGCCAUCUGUCCUUCCUCCUCCAGCAAUUAAUAUUAAACUCAAAAUUGUCUAACCAACUGACUAACUAAA